GCUCCGGGCGCAGGGCCGAGGCGAUGCCCUCCCACCCGGCCCCGGCGCUUCCCCGGCCGGCUCCGCCUUUCCCUCCCCGCCUGCGGGAAGGCAGGGCCGGGCCGGGCCGGGCCGGGGCGGCGGCGUUGUCGGCCAUGUCCUUGCCGCCGGCCCCCCCCGUCACGGAGCAGGUCCGCAGGGCGCCCGCCGCGCCCAGCCCGGAGGCCGCGGAGCUGCGGGAGGCGUCCCGCUGCCUGGUGGCGGACGGCGAGGGGCGGAGGGUGCCCUUCGCCGCCCUGUACGGGGAGCAGAAGGCCAUCGUGGUGUUCGUCAGGAGUUUUUUGUGUUACACCUGCAAGGAGUAUGUGGAAGACCUGGCAAAAGUCCCCAGGAGUUACUUACAAGAAGCAAAUGUGAGGCUUAUUGUUAUUGGACAGUCAUCUUAUCAUCACAUCAAGCCUUUUUGCAGUUUAACUGGUUAUACCCAUGAAAUGUAUGUAGAUCCACAAAGGGAAAUUUAUAAAACACUUGGCAUGAAAAGAGGUGAAGGUAAUAACUUACCAGUGCAGAGCCCUCAUGUAAAAUCAAGUGCGUUCUUGGGAAGUAUUAAGAGUAUGUGGAGAGCAAUGACUGGUCCAGCUUUUGACUUUCAAGGAGACCCCGCUCAGCAAGGAGGAACUCUGAUUUUAGGCCCAGGUAAUGAAGUUCAUUUUUUGCACCUUGAUAAAAACAGGUUGGAUCAUGUUCCCAUUAACACAGUUUUGCAACUGGCAGGAGUUAAAACAGUAAAUUUCACAAACAAACCCCAGAUUAUUGACAUAUGAUGCAGAGAAAAUGUGUCAUUUUUUGUUUAUUCUCUACAAGAACGAUUCUGCAGUGAAUUGCCACCAGCAUCUGUACUCUUGCAUCUUUAUGGGACAUCAGAAACCAUAUCUAGACUAUCAGAGCAAAGAAUAAACUACCUGACACUGAAGACGGAUGCUGAAGUGCUAUUUGUGUGUAAGAUAACAAAAACUAAAAUGCAACUGAUACUUAUUGCAAAAAUUCCUGCAGCUUAUUAUUUUCUCAUGUAACAAUCUUGCUAACACAUUUUGAAAAUCUUCCUUUGGGAUGCAUUAAACAAAAAUCUGGUUUUGCUUGGGAAGAACUUGGGAUUCUUGCCUUUCGCUAAAUCACAUCGGCUUUCAACCCAGAACUUCUCAGUGGUUUUCAAGCCUCCAGCACUGUGUGGCAAUCUUGUAUUUAAAAUACACUUUGAAAGCUCACUGUUGCAAACAGUGGGAUCUAAGCCGUUAUCUACUCUUGCAUCUGGCAAGGGUGGACGUUAUGGAAUACAUUUAAUAGUUUAAAAUAAAUAUUUUGUAUAUAUCAUC
This is a messenger RNA of Oxyura jamaicensis (ruddy duck), 1352 nucleotides long. RefSeq names its product peroxiredoxin like 2C (gene PRXL2C). The transcript is spliced from 6 exons. The record is from RefSeq and is a predicted model, not a curated record. Bases 24 to 803 code for a protein of 259 amino acids. NCBI's taxonomy places the organism in Eukaryota, Metazoa, Chordata, Aves, Anseriformes, Anatidae.